AUGGAGAGCUGCGCAACUGCUGUCAAGGGAAUCACUAUAGCUGCGCCAGAGCGAGGGAGCCCUAGUACCUACUUUAUCAAAUUCUCCAAAGUGGCAUAUCUUAACUCUGUACUUCAGUUGGACAUUCGUGGAAAAAUAGGAACAAAAAUGUUGUCACCAAAGACAGAUUAUGUUGCUUAUUUGGUGUUCCAAUUGGGAAGAAGGUCAUGUGAACUUGAAUAUGCUAAUUCAAUUAUUAGGUUUGUUAAAUAUGAGAGUGAUACUGAGACUGAAGAACAAGCCAAUACUUUGAAACUUGUGACAUCGGCAAAACUGAGAGGAGAUGGAUGGAUGGAAGUAGAACUGGGACAUUUCAAUAGCAAGGAAGGUAGUGAUGGUCCUGUCGAAGCAAGAUUGUUUGAGAUGAAACGUAGUAGUAUCAAAAGUGGCCUCAUUGUGGAAGGAAUAGAGUUUCGUCCCAAAAUAAUCAAAUGCAGGGAGUCAAAGGUGGAUUUGAAAUUUUAA
This is a messenger RNA of Solanum tuberosum (potato), 504 nucleotides long. RefSeq names its product F-box protein At2g02240-like. Bases 1 to 504 code for a protein of 167 amino acids. The record is from RefSeq and is a predicted model, not a curated record. The transcript is spliced from 2 exons. Lineage: Eukaryota; Viridiplantae; Streptophyta; Magnoliopsida; Solanales; Solanaceae.